CUUGGAGUUUACCUGCCUCUCAAGAGUCUCUGACUGACUGACAGGCUUGUGCUUCCCCCAGGAUGGACAAAUGGAUAGUACUGCUCUUUCUGCAAGUCUCACUGGUGCUCCCCCUGGCUAACAGGGCAGACCCUGCCUUGCGCUUCGUAGCUAUGGGGGACUGGGGUGGAGUCCCCAAUGCCCCAUUCCACACAGCACGGGAAAUGGCCAAUGCCAAGGAAAUUGCCAGGACUGUGCAGAUGAAGAGAACAGAUUUCAUCAUGUCUUUAGGGGACAAUUUCUACUUCAGUGGAGUGCAUGAUGCCAGUGACAAGAGGUUCCAGGAGACCUUUGAGGAUGUAUUCUCUGACCCCUCUCUCCGCGAUGUGCCCUGGUAUGUGCUGGCUGGCAACCAUGAUCAUCUUGGCAAUGUUUCAGCACAGAUUGCCUACUCCAAGAUUUCUAAGCGCUGGCACUUCCCCAGCCUUUACUACCGCCUGCGUGCCAAAGUCCCACAGUCCAAUGUUUCUGUGGUCAUCUUCAUGCUGGAUACAGUGACUUUGUGUGGCAAUUCAGAUGACUUCGUCAGCCAGCAGCCAGAGAAGCCUCGCAAUCUGGCAAUGGCCCGUUCACAGAUGUCCUGGUUCAAGAAGCAACUGGCAGAAGCCAAGGAGGACUACGUGCUGGUGGCUGGCCACUAUCCUGUCUGGUCUAUUGCUGAGCAUGGGCCUACCCACUGCCUGGUGAAGCAACUGUCCCCACUGCUGGCCAAGUACAAGGUCACUGCCUACCUAAGCGGCCAUGACCAUAACCUUCAGUACCUUCAGGAUGAGAACGGUGUGGGCUAUGUGCUGAGUGGGGCUGGCAACUUCAUGGAUCCCUCAAAGAAGCACCAUCGCAAGGUCCCCAAUGGCUACCUGCGCUUCCAUUAUGGGGCUGAGGAUUCACUGGGUGGCUUCGCUUAUGUGGAGAUUGACUCCAAAGAGAUGAGCGUGACUUACAUCGAGGCUUCAGGCAAAUCCCUCUUCAAGACCAAGCUGCCAAGGAGGGCCAGGCCCUAAGCACCCAUGAAGGCUCCACUGUGGGGGCUGAGGCAGAGGAAACUCCCUUGAGGGGUCCCACUGGAGCCCCCACCUAUGGGCCUGUGAUACUAUGACAGAGCAAGGAGACUCGCAGCCUAGAAAUCUUUAUGGUGAAAAUGCACAUGUAUGUGAAAGAAGCAUGGACAUGCGAACCAGCCAGAAAGCCACCUCCCAGGCCUGGGCUCACCCAUCCUGUUUCAGCUAGUAGGGGAGUGAGGGGAGAGAGUGGAGCAGGCAGAGAGGGGAAGCUUUCUCCUGAGUCAUGCAUUCUCUGUCACCGCCAAACUUUCAAUAAAAGA
Condylura cristata (star-nosed mole) is the source of this 1360-nucleotide messenger RNA. It is a transcript of the gene ACP5, whose product is annotated as acid phosphatase 5, tartrate resistant. The coding region runs from base 63 to 1040 and encodes 325 amino acids. Lineage: Eukaryota; Metazoa; Chordata; Mammalia; Eulipotyphla; Talpidae. Gene Ontology annotation, biological process: bone resorption. The record is from RefSeq and is a predicted model, not a curated record. The transcript is spliced from 5 exons. Gene Ontology annotation, molecular function: ferric iron binding; ferrous iron binding; acid phosphatase activity.